Molecule: messenger RNA, 1602 nt
Organism: Pseudomyrmex gracilis
Lineage: Eukaryota; Metazoa; Arthropoda; Insecta; Hymenoptera; Formicidae
Product: facilitated trehalose transporter Tret1-like
Exons: 7
Coding region: 43-1566 (507 amino acids)
Biological process (GO): transmembrane transport
Cellular component (GO): membrane
Molecular function (GO): transmembrane transporter activity
Source: RefSeq, a predicted model, not a curated record
CUUGCAAAGAUAACGAUAAGACACAGUUUUGAACAUCAAAAAAUGUAUCCGCGAUUGAAUUUGCGAAGAGAAGUGCUUUUCCUGCUGUUUUAUACUAUUCUUUGCAAUUUGAAUAUGAUUGCUAUAGGAUCUAUGUGGGGUUACACAUCCGUGGCACUUCCGAUAUUGAGAAAAAACAACACAUCAUCGAUAACGUUGAACGAUACCGAGACGUUUUUAUUCCUUACUUUGACACUCAUCAACCAAAUUGUCGGCAGCCUUUUGUGCCUCGUUGCGAUGAAAUACGGAAGACGUUGCGCCAUGAUCUCGGCCAGUGUGACAAGUUUAGCAGGAUGGCUCUUGAUCGCGAGCAGCUAUAAUGUGAUACAACUCUUAGCCGGCAGGGUGCUAACAGGAAUGAGCUUUGGUCUUAGCUUAAGUCCCAGUACCGUUUAUAUAGGAGAAAUUGCUAUAUCAUCGUGGAAAGAAUGUCUCACAGCUGUCCCUAUCGCAAGUAUGUCAAUAGGAAUUUUUUACGUGUAUCUUCUUGGAUUUCUCAUACAGGACAGUUGGAAACUAAUAGCAAUAUUUUGCAUUAUUCCCUCAUUAUUGUUUGUGUUCUGCAUUUUUAUCAUUCCCGAAAGUCCCGGAUGGUUGCUGGUAAAAGGUCGAAAGGAGGCAGCCAGAAACGCCUUGCUACGUAUUCGCGGUUUACACCGGGAAACGAGAGAAUUCGAGGAGGAGUUUGCGAGACUGAUAAGCUACAUCGAGUCAAAAAAAAAUGAAAUGUUUCAACUAACCUGUCUAUCAACAGACGUCUCUUCGGCGAACAAAGAAUCAUCAUCAUCUUUGACUUCAAACGCAUGGAAUAAGUUGAAGAACAUCUGGACAAUAAUGCGCUUGCCAGAAGUAUGGAAACCACUGGUGAUACUGAAUGUUUACUUUUUAAUUAUGCAGUUUAACGGUAUGUACACCGUAAUAGUCUAUAGUGUCACUAUGGUUAUCAACGCCAAAAUUACGAUGGAUCCUCGUCUGGUCACCGUAAUAAUAGGACUCAUAAUGAUGAUAAUGUCAUUUGUUACCGUAGGUUGCAGCCCAAGAAUUGGUCGCCGAACCAUUUCCAUUGUCUCCAACGUCGGUAUGUCGAUUUCUAUGGGAGGUUUAGCAAUGUAUACACAAUUUUUUGAGAAAAUCAACAUUGGUGAAAUACCACUCGUUUGUAUUCUGAUUUUUACGAUAUUUGGAUCAUUUGGACUUAUGAUUCCCUGGGCAUUGAUAGGAGAAUUGUAUCCUACCAAAUACGUGGGCGUUCUUGGUCCCCUCACCAAUUUCUUUACCAUUUUGUGUACUGCUGUUAAUGUACAUAUAUAUCCAUUGAUGGUAAGGUGGAAUAAAGUUGCAACCAUUUUUUACUGUUACAGCGCUAUGUCUUUUCUAAUCGCUAUUUAUACAACAAUAUUGCCGGAAACACGAGGAAAGUCAAAAACACAAAUAGAAGAAAUUUUUAGAGGAAAACAAAAGAGUACAAAAUCGGAAUUUGAGAAUGCUUGUAAAACAAAUGAAGCUAUAGACACUACAACUUUAUAAAAAUCGAAUUAUGCAUCUUAGCACCUUUAGAAUGAU